This is a messenger RNA of Manihot esculenta (cassava), 2406 nucleotides long. RefSeq names its product DEAD-box ATP-dependent RNA helicase 37. The coding region runs from base 304 to 2139 and encodes 611 amino acids. The record is from RefSeq and is a predicted model, not a curated record. Gene Ontology annotation, molecular function: ATP binding; RNA helicase activity; RNA binding. Gene Ontology annotation, cellular component: nucleus. The transcript is spliced from 7 exons. NCBI's taxonomy places the organism in Eukaryota, Viridiplantae, Streptophyta, Magnoliopsida, Malpighiales, Euphorbiaceae.
UUCUACUGCUUAUUUUUUUCCUGGAUCUUACACGAUAGCAUCUUUGCUACGUCUCCUUGAUUUAUAGGGUUUUUCCUAUCUAUUUCUUCGACAGGUUCUCUCUUUCUUUCUGUAUUUGCGCGGACAGAUUUACUUGGUUUGUGGUUAAAAAAAGGCUAGAGGUUUCAAUUUCGGCUAUAAAUUUAAGUUUGGUCUCAAAAAGGGAAUUGCUUUAAGAUUGUUGAGGAUUCAGAAGUAAAUAUAUUUAUCUUUUUCUUUGGAGAAAAGGGAUUUGCUAUUGGAGUUUGUGUGUUGUGUAUUGUGAUGAGUACUCGAACUUCAUGGGCCGAUUUGGCUGCAAAUUCUGCAGCUGAGAACACAGUGGCAGGUUCUUCUGCUAACAAUGGAAGUGUAGGCACAACUUCUGCAGCUCCUCCUCGAUCCACCUAUGUCCCUCCACACCUCCGUAAUCGUAUGCCCUCUUCGGACCCACCAGCUCCAGCUUACAGUGGGCCUGCAACAAGUAAUGAUCGUCCGGGAUAUGGUGGAUCCCGUUGGGGGGCUCCCAGAAAUGACUAUAGAGGUGGUAGAAGUGGUGGUUGGGGAAACAGAAGUGGUGGUUGGGUUCGUGGGAGGGAGCCGGAGGUGAACCCAUUCGCUGAUGAUGACGACACAGAGGAGGCAUUUACUGAGCAAGAGAACACUGGUAUUAACUUUGAUGCAUAUGAGGAUAUUCCAGUCGAGACAAGUGGGGAAAAUGUCCCUCCACCUGUAAACACCUUUGCAGAGAUUGACUUGGGUGAAGCAUUGAAUCAGAACAUCCGCAGGUGCAAGUAUGUGAAACCAACACCUGUUCAACGACAUGCCAUCCCAAUCUCUCUUGGAGGCCGGGAUCUGAUGGCAUGUGCUCAGACUGGUUCUGGCAAGACUGCAGCUUUCUGUUUCCCAAUUAUUAGUGGAAUUAUGAAAAUGCAAGGGCAGAGUGCACAGAGGCCACCGCGUGGUGCACGUGCAGUGUACCCUUUAGCUCUUAUUCUUUCUCCAACAAGGGAGCUCUCGAUGCAGAUACAUGAGGAAGCAAGGAAAUUCUCCUAUCAAACAGGUGUUAAGGUAGUUGUUGCUUAUGGAGGAGCACCAAUUAAUCAACAGCUGCGUGAACUGGAGAGAGGUGUUGAUAUUAUUGUAGCAACCCCAGGAAGACUGGUAGAUUUGUUGGAGAGAGCUAGAGUUUCGUUACAGAUGGUCAAGUAUUUGGCCCUAGAUGAAGCAGAUAGAAUGUUGGAUAUGGGUUUUGAGCCACAAAUAAGAAAAAUUGUGGAGCAAAAUGAUAUGCCUCGACCAGGUGCAAGACAAACGAUGUUGUUCAGUGCUACCUUUCCAAGGGAGAUACAGAGACUAGCUUCUGAUUUCUUGUACAAUUAUAUCUUUUUGGCUGUUGGACGAGUGGGCUCAAGUACUGAUUUAAUUGUCCAAAGAGUUGAAUUUGUUCAUGAGUCUGACAAAAGAAGUCACCUUAUGGACCUUCUUCAUGCACAAAGGGCAAAUGGUGUUCAGGGCAGGCAAGCUUUAACAUUAGUUUUUGUGGAGACAAAGAAGGGUGCUGAUUCACUUGAACAUUGGUUAUGCGUUAAUGGAUUCCCUGCUACUAGUAUACAUGGCGAUAGAACACAACAGGAAAGAGAACAGGCAUUGCGAUCAUUUAGAAGUGGUAACACCCCAAUCUUGGUAGCAACUGAUGUUGCAGCUCGUGGACUUGAUAUCCCUCAUGUGGCACAUGUAGUCAACUUUGAUUUCCCAAAUGAUAUUGAUGAUUAUGUCCAUCGGAUUGGACGAACAGGACGAGCAGGGAAAACUGGUCUUGCAACUGCCUUCUUCAAUGAGGGUAAUGCAUCAUUGGCAAGGUCUCUAGCUGAUUUAAUGCAAGAAUCAAACCAAGAAGUACCUGCUUGGCUCUCUCGUUAUGCAGCUCGUUCUUCUUAUGGUGGAGGAAGGAACCGUCGUUCUGGAGGAGGCAGAUUUGGUGGCCGUGAUUUUCGAAGGGAUUCUUCAUUCAGCAGAGGCAGUUCAGAUUAUUAUGGUGGAGCAAACACCAGCAGUGGACAUGGGGCUUCUGGUGGAUAUGGAGGAUAUGGUUCAGGGAUGACCAGUGCAUGGGAUUAAUGACGGAACUUGCUUACAGUGCUUGGUGUCUAGUGGUUGUGGACUGUCCCCUAAGUUAUACUGGUGGAGUGAGUUUUUUUCUCUUUUUUGGUUAGUAAGUGUUUUAGCCAUCUUUUGUUUACUAUACUUUUAGAAGUUGUUAUCAUUGAAGAGGGGAUGUAAGUUCGGGGUUGGGCUGCUGGAAUAGAAUUGUAUAAUGUUGGUAGGCUUCAGUGAAAAAGUUCUAAUAAAGUAGGAAUUGCUUGGUGCUCUUCUUCUUCUUUUUAA